CGAAAUUUUCGACCAAUGAAAACGAGCGUUACCGAUGUACUUCAUCGGUGAUGUUUACAAACACACAUGGAGACUUUGUCAUUUUAUGAGAUAACGCCCGCCAUAGGAUAACACAGUUAGCGGUCAAGAUGGCUACCACCAGCACUGUUCCUGCGACAAUGAGAGCUCUAGUGAAGACAAAGGAGGGGAUGUCAUUCGAUUUACAGGAGGUAUCGGUGCCCGUGCCGACGGGCGACGAGGUUCUGAUCAAAGUGGAUGCUGUGUCUGUAUGCGGGUCGGAUAUUAACAUGUAUACAUGGAACGAUGUGGCCAAAGUCAUAGCAACGAUACCGUUUACGCCUGGUCACGAGUGCGCAGGUACGGUAGUCAAGUGUGGCCCAGACGCCAACAUACAAGUCGGCAGCAAAGUCGGUGUCGAGAACCAUUACUACUGCGGCACGUGCUACCAGUGUACGCAUGACACCCGCGAAAUAUGCCUCAAUAUGGGACAGUUUGGACAUGGAAAGCAGACCCCAUAUGGAGGAUGUUCCGAGUACACAAUAGUCCCAGCCAAAUUUUUAUACCAGCUCAAACGAACUCUGACACCUGACCAGAUAGCAAUGUUAGAGCCCCUUGGCGUGGCCCACAAUGCCGUGGAGCGGUUGGACUGUAAGGGUGAGGAUGUACUGAUCAUUGGUUGUGGUGCUGUGGGGAUCCUUGUACAGAAAGUCGCCAGAUCUAUGGGAGCUACAAGAAUAAUUGCGGCAGAUAUUGACGAAGAGAAACUUCAAUUUGCCAAAAAAUUAGGCGCAGAUGUUAUUGUCAACACUAAAGAAAAUGACUUAAAAGAGUUUAUCAAAUCGUUCACUGGUGGUGUUGGUAUGGGACGUAUCUGUGAAUGCAGUGGUGCGGCCGUCAUGGUUAAUGCUACCUUCCCAAUGCUGAGAAAAGGGGGGCAACUGGUGCUCGUUGGACUUCCGAAACAGCCUCUUCACGUGGAGAACGUCCUGCAGGACGUGGUUUUUAAGGCAAUGACAAUGAGGACGGUGCACGGUCGUCGUAUAUUCCACACCUGGCGUGAGACCGAGGCUCUGGUGGCAGAGGGUAAAGUUGAUGUGGACGAAGUCAUAACACAUCGGUUCCCUAUGACACAGUUUGAGAAUGCGUUCAAAGUUCUGAUUGCUGGCCAAGCGUGUAAGAUAGUGCUCUACCCUUCACAGUAGUCAACGGAUGUCCUCAGCGUCACGUCCUGAUGGUCCUUCGGGAUCUCUGUCACAAUCAGGGGAAAUGAUUACAUCGAAUUGAAUGUGUUAAUUUAUCAAAUGAUAUGACUAUCUUAGUUAAGUAGUAAAAUAAUGAUUAUCAAAUCAUAUUAAAAAAUCUUUCAAAAUAAUUUUUCAUAUAGAAGCUUAAUCGACCCUUGAAAAGAAAUCUGAUCAGGAACAGGAUGUAAAUCACUAUCAACAGAAUCUCGUGAUUGCUAUGGUAAUUCUACCUCAAAAUUUAUGAUUUAAGUCCUGAUAUGGUUAUUAUACCGGUAUGGCCAUGUCUCGUGAUAUUAUAAUACUGGUAUAUCAAUGUCUCGUGAUAUUAUAAUACUGGUAUAUCCAUGUCUCGUGAUAUUAUAAUAAAGAUAUAUCAAUGUCUCGUGAUAUUAUAAUACUGAUAUAUCAAUGUCUCGUGAUAUUAUAAUACUGGUAUACCAAUGUCUCGUGAUAUUAUAAUACCGGUAUGGUCAUGUCUCGUGAUAUUAUAAUACUGGUAUACCAAUGUCUCGUGAUAUUAUAAUACUGGUAUAUCAAUGUCUCGUGAUAUUAUAAUACUGGUAUACCAAUGUCUCGUGAUAUUAUAAUACCGGUAUGGCCAUGUCUCGUGAUAUUAUAAUACUGGUAUACCAAUGUCUCGUGAUAUUAUAAUACUGGUAUACCAAUGUCUCGUGAUAUUAUAAUACCGGUAUAUCCAUGUCUCGUGAUAUUAUAAUACUGAUAUAUCAAUGUCUCGUGAUAUUAUAAUACCGGUAUAUCAAUGUCUCGUGAUAUCAUAAUACUGGUAUAUCAAUGUCUCGUGAUAUUAUAAUACCGGUAUAUCAAUGUCUCGUGAUAUUAUAAUACCGGUAUAUCAAUGUCUCGUGAUAUCAUAAUACUGGUAUAUCAAUGUCUCGUGAUAUUAUAAUACCGGUAUAUCAAUGUCUUGUGAUAUUAUAAUACCGGUAUAUCAAUGUCUCGUGAUAUGAUAAUAAUGGUAUAUCAAUGUCUCGUGAUAUUAUAAUACUGGUAUAUUAAUAUCUCGUAAUAUUAUAAUAAAGAUAUAUCAAUGUCAUGACUCCUAGGUAUAUAAUCGAUAUCGCGAUAUUACCAUUUUAAAGUAUUUAGUCAGAAACAUUUAGAGCCAAGUCACAUUUAAUCAAGAGAUGUUUGGAAUAUAAUUAUUCAACUUUAUCUAAAUGUAGCCGGCUACCGUUAAUUCAACUGAUCCAGACACACUUUUGUAUGGUAGGUAAUACACGGUUUAUUUCAGGGUUUUACUCUUGGUGUAAGGAUAGUCGAUCGCCUUAUUGACUGUCGGAUAUAACAUUAUCCUAUUAUAUGAUUAUGUUAUAAUAAACAUGUAGUAAUAACUAUUUGUAGGUCUUUGAUUAAAUAAACCCAUGCUAAUCGUC
Messenger RNA from Pecten maximus, 2638 nucleotides. Its product is annotated as L-threonine 3-dehydrogenase-like. NCBI's taxonomy places the organism in Eukaryota, Metazoa, Mollusca, Bivalvia, Pectinida, Pectinidae. The record is from RefSeq and is a predicted model, not a curated record. Gene Ontology annotation, molecular function: oxidoreductase activity; zinc ion binding. Bases 129 to 1202 code for a protein of 357 amino acids. The transcript has 6 exons.